CCAGAACGUCCGUUCCACCCCCCUUCUUCAGACUGGACAUUCUAUCUGACUGCCGCUCGUUGACCUGUUUUUUUCUUUCGUAAUUUAUUCCUUUCACGGAGACCCGUUUCUCUCCUCGAUUUUUUCCCUUCCGGUCUGUCAGUGGGGGGUUUAUCUUUGACGAGAGAGAGAGAAUGCUCUUUGUCCGCAACAACUGAACUUGGGAAUUUCCUCCACACGACACAUACGGAGUUAUUUACACCUACAUCUACGCUUACUCCUACACUUUAAUAAACACGAAUUCUAUCGCCAUGGUGGACUGGCUGAGUCUCGCCGUUCCGCUCGCCUAUCUAGGUGUUCUGAUCGGUUCGCUGGCGACCUUUUCGUCUCUGUACCGCAAGCGCAAAGCCCAAAAAUCCCUCUCCCUCGAACCAUGGUUCCCCGCACACCUCCAACGCGACGUCUAUUUCUCUCUCCUCCACCUGGACCCGGCUGCAUCAUCGUCGUCAACGAAGGAGAAGAAGGCCCCCGCCGUCCCGGAGACAGUGCUCAAGGCUGCUCUGAUGAGGCGCGCCACGGAGGAUAUCCGCCGGGUCAUGGCCCUGCGCACACAGAAGCAGGCCCUGGCGAUGCUGUUGCAACGCGGGAGCGUCGGCGAUGAUCUGUGGCAACGGUUCCAGAGGGCCGAGAAAGAGAUGGAGGAGGAGGUUCGCGAGGUUGUUGCCGAGGCCAACACAUACACACCCAACUGGGGACAAACAAUCUUCCAAUCUGCAAAUGAGAUGUUGAACAACAUUGGAUUCCGCAAGCGCAUGGAGGUGCAUCAGAUCAAGCUGCAGGAGGAGAAGGACUGGUGGGCCAAGAAGAGAGCGACUGCCCAGGAGGAACUGAUGAGGGAAUUGGACGAUGAAAAGGCCUCUGCUUCCAAACCCGCCGCCGAGUCGAAGCCCGCAGCCACAGCCACAGCCACACCUACGACCACAGAAACAACCACUGACAAAACCGCAACGACUCCUGCCGCACCCAUUUCCGUGGCUGGCAGCGACGAUGAUGCCGUCCUUGUCGAGGCAGAGGAACAACAGCAACAAGCUACGGAAACCGGGUCAGCCCCGGGUACGCCUUCGGGGGGUAAAAAGAAGAAGAAGGGCAAGAAAUGAGCAACGCAGAUCACCUGUAUAACUGUUCCUUUUACGAAUCUUGAUAGAAAUUACAAAAUAAUCCAGUCUUCACUGAGAUUAGGAGCGGUCAUUUCUCUUCUAAGAUUUCUACAUAGCUGUCAUACGAGUAUUCUAGCUGAGUAUUCUAAACGAGCCAUCGAUUAAGAGAGAGGUAGGUGUAUCUAUGUAACUAUUCACUGGUCUAAUAUACAGUCACUCAAC
Molecule: messenger RNA, 1358 nt
Organism: Penicilliopsis zonata CBS 506.65
Lineage: Eukaryota; Fungi; Ascomycota; Eurotiomycetes; Eurotiales; Aspergillaceae
Exons: 3
Coding region: 291-1136 (281 amino acids)
Biological process (GO): post-translational protein targeting to membrane, translocation
Cellular component (GO): Sec62/Sec63 complex
Source: RefSeq, a predicted model, not a curated record